AUGGACACCACCAACUCACCUCAAAUCAUCCUGCAUACGCAUGAGGGGUUGAGUUUUACACCAUUCGAGGCAAAAUGGGUACCGCAUUCAGCACGCUUCGUCGUCCUAGGGCAGAAUCCAAGAGCGACAGGCGCACUUGCGGUGUAUGAACUUGAGAGGGGGAAGGUACGAUAAUUAUUAACUUCUGAUUCUAUUUCCGAUUAGACGCAAUGAAUUCAAUGAAAAUGAUGCCGAUGCCUUAAUUAUUUAUCCUUGUUGUAAAAUGCUGAUGCUUGGGCCGUUACAUAAUUGUUCUGCCUACAUCCGCCACACCAACCCUAGGUAAACAAGCUCCACCAAGACGAGAAGCCAAAGGGUUUCAAAUGUGGUACGUUUGGCGCUUCUGCGAUAGAGCAGAGGCAUUUAGCGACCGGAGACUACGAAGGAAACCUAGCAAUAUGGGAUCUAGAGGAUAUCAGAAAGCCGAUAUUUCAAGUUCGAGGACAUGACAAAAUCAUUAACUGCAUAGAAGGGUACUGCCUGAUGUAUACUUAAUUGCUUGGAUGAAUUAUGCAUACGUAGUUCAAACUGCAGAGUGCUAAAUCCCGUUGUACUUCAUAGCUGCAUCGACAACUACAACUGAUCUUCAGUAUUCACUGUUCACUGGAACAGCAAAUCAAUACAGGUGCGGCGGUCUCGGUAUUGGCGGCGGCGCGCCAGAGCUCGUAACGGGAUCACGAGAUGGCACCGUUCGUGUGUGGGACCCCAGACAGCAGGAUCCGGUAAGCUGUUGUCCCAGUGAUCCGUUGAACGGAAGCUGGGUGAAUGAUUCUUCUUCGAAGUAGUUCAAGUACUAGUAGUAUUCUCAGUCACCAUCUCUAUCACUAGACGACGAUGAACUCUUCUUGAAGAAUACAACUAACUAAUACAACUAAUAACUUGCAGCUUGAUCUUGCUUGAACAACUAAUAACUUGCUUGACCUUCAAGAAGUCAAUCAACACUACAGGUUCUUUCCCUCGAGCCAGUCGACGGCGAGAUACCAGCCGAUUGCUGGACAGUUGCUUUUGGAAAUAGCUACAACGAUAGUGAGCGAGUAAUAUGUGCGGGAUAUGACAAUGGCGAUAUCAAAAUGUUCGACUUGAGGACGAAUAUGCUUAGGUACCUAGUCCUAGUAGUACUUACAGAAAGACUUAGAGUACUAGGAAAUCAUGACGAGACUCAGAAUUAUAUGAAUAAAAGUUCUGAUUUUGAAGACUUUACUUCCUUCUUGUCAUCCUACUUUCCCUUCAACCACAUUUCUUCUUCCACCCUUUUUCCCCAUUGAAACCACAGAUGGGACACCAACGUGAAGAACGGUGUCUGCCACAUCCAGUUCGACCGAAAGGACAUCCUCAUGAACAAAUUGGCGGUGUCGACUUUGGAGUCGAACAUGAUUCUCUACGACCUGAGAACUUACCACCCAGAAGAAGGUUUUGCAGGACGCACACAAAAAGUCACGAAAUCAACAGUCUGGGGAUGCCAUUUUUUGCCUCAAAAUCGAGAACUCUUCGCAACAGUAGGCGGAAAUGGAAGCAUAACACUGCACAAAUACGUGUAUCCAGCGGAGAGGAAAGUAUUGGUGGAUUUGAUACUUUUUUUCAUCCUUAUCCUAGUAAUUGACAUGGGUAUGAUGCUUCAUCUUGGUAGUAGCAUCAACUCGACGUUUCCAUUUAUUUACUUUUACCAUUUAUUCUUUCUCCACGCAAAACACCAAUUAUUCUUUCUCCAUGCAUCGUCCCCAAACAAAGCUACAACCACGAUAAUAUCAUACAUAGGUCGAAGUCAAAGACGGCUUAGAACGCGGUGUAGCGGGUACAGUGGACACAUUGAACCAGAAAGAGCUUUGCACACAACCCAUCGUCUCGUUCGAUUGGCAUCAGAACAAGGAAGGCUUGUGCGUCUUUGCUUCCCUGGAUCAAGCCGUAAGGGUCGCAAUGUGCACGAAGUUGAAUCUCUACUGAUUUCGAGGUGACGCCGGCGUAAUGCAGCUGCUACAGAAGCUACUUUCGUCUUCGUGCGUUGCUUUGAUCAUGUAAGGCAUCCUUUCUUCUGACCAACAACAUUUCUAAGAUGUUCUUUGUUGAUAUUCCCUGCACUCGUCGUGCGCUCGUACCGCAUAAACAUUCGCAUCCUUGACGUCGUCAGCACGCUGUUAUCCACGAUUGUUACAAGGAAGAUCGGAUGAUUUAUCAUCAUCUCCGACUCUGCCUCGAAGCUCUG
Amoebophrya sp. A25 is the source of this 2239-nucleotide messenger RNA. The record is from the annotation of a GenBank genome assembly. Lineage: Eukaryota; Dinophyceae; Syndiniales; Amoebophryaceae.